UUGGUAGUGGGUUGGGAGCGGGGUGUCGGGUCGGUGGGAGUUUGCAGCUUGUGGCAACAUCCUGCUUAGUCCAGCGAAUUGCGACACAUUAUUAAAUGUAUCAGAAUAGAAUUAUGAGGACUGUGUCACUACUACGUCACCGGAUGGCCAUUUCCACCAGUUCAUGUUUCCGUUCGGCGGCCGGCAUCCCUCGGGUGGUCGCAUGCAAUGAGUGCAUGUUUCUCGAAGAGGACUGCUCUUGCGCGGAAAGUCCUUGCUGACAGUCCUGGCAUUCCGGUGGCUGCUUCUUGGCAGUGAGCACUUGUCUAUCUUGCUUCCAAGAUCCGGUACUUGCAGGAAUAUCAUAACCGGGUUCUCCACAACAUUUAUCCUGUACCAUCAGGAACAGAUAUUGCAAACACCUUGAAAUACUUUUCUCAGACCUUGUUAAGCGUCCUGCGAGAUGCUCCCUCAGAACGCGGCCCGCAAAGUCGUGAUGCUCAGUUGUCAGACUACCCUUCUUUGGACUACCAAGGCCUCUACGUGACUUUGGUGACUCUCCUGGAUCUAGUUCCUUUACUACAGCACGGCCAACACGAUCUUGGACAGUCGAUAUUUUAUACAACUACAUGUUUGCUACCUUUUCUCAAUGAUGAUAUUCUGAGUACUUUGCCCUAUACGAUGAUAUCAACGUUAGCUACCUUUCCUCCAUUUCUGCACAAGGAUAUCAUUGAAUAUCUUAGCACAUCUUUUCUACCAAUGGCUAUAUUGGGCUCCUCAAGGAGAGAAGGCGUACCUGCCCAUGUUAACCUCUCUGCAUCGUCCAUGCUAAUGAUCGCAAUGCAGUACACAUCCAAUCCAGUGUAUCAUUGUCAAUUACUGGAAUGCCUCAUGAAAUAUAAACAAGAAGUCUGGAAAGAUCUUUUGUAUGUGAUUGCGUAUGGGCCUUCACAAGUGAAGCCUCCAGCUGUGCAAAUGCUUUUCCACUACUGGCCCAAUUUAAAACCUCCUGGGGCAAUAAGCGAGUACAGGGGGUUGCAGUACACAGCUUGGAAUCCCAUCCACUGCCAGCACAUUGAAUGCCACAAUGCAAUUAACAAACCAGCUGUGAAGAUGUGUAUAGACCCUUCCCUGUCAGUAGCAUUGGGUGAUAAACCACCGCCGUUGUAUCUCUGUGAAGAAUGCAGCGAGAGGAUUGCAGGGGACCACAGUGAGUGGCUGAUUGAUGUUCUUCUGCCGCAAGCUGAAAUAUCUGCUAUAUGUCAGAAAAAGAACUGCAGUUCCCACGUUAGAAGAGCAGUUGUCACCUGCUUCUCAGCAGGGUGCUGUGGUCGUCACGGAAACAGGCCUGUUCGGUACUGCAAGAGGUGCCACUCGAAUCAUCACAGUAAUGAAGUGGGGGCCGCUGCCGAGACUCAUCUCUAUCAGACCUCCCCUCCGCCCAUCAACACGCGGGAAUGUGGUGCUGAGGAGCUGGUCUGCGCCGUGGAGGCCGUGAUCAGCUUGUUGAAAGAAGCUGAGUUCCAUGCUGAGCAGCGAGAAUAUGAGCUGAACCGGCGGCGGCAGCUGGGCCUCUCCUCUUCCCACCAUUCCCUGGAUAAUGCUGACUUUGAUAACAAGGACGAUGAUAAACACGAUCAGAGGCUGCUCAGUCAAUUCGGAAUAUGGUUCUUAGUGAGCCUCUGCACACCCAGUGAAAACACGCCUACAGAAAGCUUGGCCCGGCUGGUGGCCAUGGUGUUUCAGUGGUUUCACUCCACUGCAUAUAUGAUGGAUGAUGAAGUGGGAAGUCUGGUGGAAAAGCUGAAGCCUCAGUUUGUCACCAAGUGGCUGAAGACAGUAUGUGAUGUUCGCUUCGAUGUCAUGGUCAUGUGCCUUCUUCCUAAACCCAUGGAAUUUGCCAGGGUUGGUGGCUACUGGGAUAAGUCCUGUAGCACAGUGACUCAGCUGAAGGAAGGUCUCAAUCGAAUCCUCUGCCUGAUCCCCUAUAAUGUGAUCAGUCAAUCUGUCUGGGAGUGUAUUAUGCCGGAAUGGCUGGAAGCCAUCAGAACAGAAGUCCCAGAUAAUCAGUUAAAAGAAUUCAGGGAAGUAUUAAGCAAAAUGUUUGACAUUGAACUCUGUCCUCUGCCUUUCUCAAUGGAGGAGAUGUUUGGUUUUAUUAGUUGUCGGUUUACAGGAUACCCCUCAUCUGUGCAGGAGCAAGCUUUACUAUGGCUUCAUGUAUUAUCGGAGUUAGAUAUCAUGGUUCCACUUCAACUCCUAAUAAGUAUGUUUUCUGAUGGAGUUAAUUCGGUCAAAGAGCUGGCAAAUCAAAGAAAAUCAAGAGUCAGUGAACUGGCAGGGAACCUUGCAUCUCGAAGGGUGAGUGUUGCCUCUGAUCCUGGUCGACGAGUUCAGCACAAUAUGCUCAGUCCAUUUCAUAGUCCUUUCCAGAGUCCGUUUCGGAGUCCUAUGCGUAGUCCAUUUCGUAGCCCUUUCAAGAAUUUUGGACACCCAGGAGGAAGGACUAUUGACUUUGAUUGUGAAGAUGAUGAAAUGAAUCUAAAUUGUUUCAUCCUCAUGUUUGAUCUUCUCCUGAAGCAGAUGGAGUUACAAGAUGAUGGAAUCACGAUGGGUUUAGAGCACAGCUUAUCAAAGGACAUUAUUUCUAUUAUAAACAAUGUCUUCCAAGCCCCCUGGGGGGGAUCCCACACCUGCCAGAAGGACGAAAAAGCAAUCGAGUGCAACUUAUGUCAGUCUAGUAUCCUCUGCUAUCAGCUUGCUUGUGAACUCCUGGAGAGACUAGCUCCCAAAGAAGAAAGCCGGCUGGUGGAGCCCACAGACAGCCUUGAGGAUAGCCUCCUUUCUUCCAGACCAGAGUUUAUCAUAGGCCCUGAAGGGGAGGAGGAGGAGAAUCCUUCAAGCAAGCAUGGGGAGAACCCAGGCAAUCGCACCGAGCCUGUGGAACGUGCUGCAGUAAAGAAUGAUACUGAAAGAAAAUUUUGCUACCAACAGCUUCCGGUAACAUUGAGACUAAUAUAUACCAUUUUCCAGGAAAUGGCUAAGUUUGAAGAGCCAGACAUUCUUUUUAAUAUGCUCAAUUGCCUGAAGAUUCUUUGUCUGCAUGGAGAGUGUUUAUACCUUGCCAGAAAAGAUCACCCUCAAUUUUUAGCCUACAUUCAGGACCAUAUGUUGAUUGCAAGCCUGUGGAGGGUCGUCAAAUCCGAGUUCUCUCAGCUGUCCUCACUGGCAGUUCCUCUUCUCCUCCAUGCCCUGUCACUUCCUCAUGGUGCUGACAUCUUCUGGACAAUCAUAAAUGGCAAUUUCAACAGCAAAGACUGGAAGAUGAGGUUUGAAGCAGUGGAAAAAGUGGCUGUAAUUUGUAGAUUUCUGGAUAUUCACUCAGUGACCAAAAACCACCUGCUGAAGUACUCCCUGGCACAUGCCUUCUGCUGCUUCCUGACGGCGGUGGAGGAUGUCAACCCUGCAGUGGCUACCAGAGCUGGUCUCCUGCUUGACACCAUAAAGAGGCCAGCAUUGCAGGGUCUGUGUCUUUGUCUUGACUUCCAGUUUGAUACUGUGGUUAAAGACAGACCCACAAUUUUGAGCAAGCUUUUACUCUUGCAUUUUCUUAAGCAGGAUAUUCCUGCUUUGAGCUGGGAGUUCUUUGUCAAUAGAUUUGAGACACUUUCUUUGGAAGCCCAGCUACAUUUGGAUUGUAACAAGGAAUUUCCUUUUCCUACAACCAUCACUGCUGUGAGGACCAACGUUGCUAACCUCAGCGAUGCAGCCUUAUGGAAGAUCAAGAGAGCUCGCUUUGCAAGAAACCGCCAGAAGAGUGUACGUUCCCUGAGGGACAGUGUGAAAGGGCCCGUGGAAUCCAAGAGGGCACUCUCCCUCCCUGAGACCCUGACCUCCAAAAUUCGACAACAGUCUCCCGAGAAUGACAACACCAUCAAGGACCUGCUCCCAGAAGACGCUGGGAUCGACCACCAGACAGUUCACCAGCUGAUCACAGUGCUCAUGAAGUUCAUGGCCAAGGACGAGAGCAGCGCCGAGUCAGACAUCAGCAGUGCAAAGGCCUUCAACACGGUCAAGCGACACCUGUACGUCUUACUCGGCUAUGACCAGCAGGAAGGUUGCUUCAUGAUUGCACCUCAAAAAAUGCGCCUGUCAACUUGCUUUAAUGCAUUCAUUGCAGGAAUUGCCCAAGUUAUGGACUAUAACAUUAACUUGGGAAAACACCUUCUCCCCUUAGUGGUUCAGGUGCUCAAAUACUGCUCUUGUCCUCAACUCCGGCAUUAUUUCCAACAGCCACCUCGUUGCUCCCUCUGGUCCCUAAAGCCUCACAUCCGGCAGAUGUGGUUGAAGGCCUUGCUUGUCAUCCUUUACAAGUAUCCAUACCGAGACUGUGAUAUCAGCAAGAUCCUGCUGCAUCUGAUUCACAUAACAGUCAAUACACUCAAUGCGCAGUAUCAUAGCUGCAAGCCCCAUGCCACGGCAGGACCUUUGUACAGUGACAACAGUAACAUAAGCAGAUACAGCGAAAAAGAAAAAGGUGAAAUAGAACUGGCUGAAUAUAGAGAGACGGGUGCAUUACAAGACAGCCUUCUCCACUGUGUGAGAGAAGAAAGCAUUCCGAAAAAAAAGCUGCGCUCUUUCAAACAAAAAUCUCUUGAUAUAGGGAAUGCAGACUCGCUUUUGUUUACAUUAGACGAACAUCGUAGGAAGUCGUGCAUAGAUCGGUGUGACAUAGAGAAGCCUCUGACCCAAGCUGCGUAUGUCGCACAAAGACCAAACGACCCUGGACGUUCUAGACAGAACUCUGCUACGAGGCCUGACAAUAGUGAAAUCCCCGAGAACCCAGCUCUGGAAGGGUUUCCAGAUGCUCGAAGGCCUGUCAUACCAGAGGUUAGGUUAAACUGUAUGGAGACGUUUGAGGUGAAAGUUGACUCGCCAGUAAAGCCUGCUCCUAAAGAGGAUUUAGAUCUGAUAGAUCUGUCCUCAGAUUCAACAUCGGGGCCUGAAAAACACUCUAUACUCUCAACCUCCGACAGCGACUCUCUUGUAUUUGAGCCUCUUCCCCCUCUCAGAAUAGUCGAGAGUGAUGAAGAAGAGGAGAUGAUGAACCAAGGCAAUGACGGCUCCUCUGCUAAAAAUGCUGCCUCCUGUCCUGCCAUCCCCAGCCAUCCUUCCGUCCUCAGCCUGAGCACAACUCCGCUUGUGCAAGUAAGUGUGGAGGAUUGUUCCAAAGACUUUUCUUCUAAGGACUCAGGAAAUAAUCAGUCAGCAGGGAACACGGACCCUGCCCUCAUCACUCUGGAAGACCCUAUGGACGCCGAAGGAUCCUCAAAGCCAGAGGAGCUGCCGGAGUUCUCCUGCGGUAGCCCACUAACGCUGAAGCAAAAACGAGACCUCCUUCAGAAGUCGUUUGCUCUCCCUGCGAUGUCGCUGGAUGAUCACCCUGACCCGGGCACCGAAGGGGAGAAGCCUGGGGAGCUGAUGCCAAGUUCAGGGGCAAAAACCGUCCUCCUCAAAGUCCCCGAAGAUGCGGAGAACCCCACAGAAAGUGAGAAGCCUGAUACCAGUGCAGAAUCUGAUACAGAACAGAAUCCUGAAAGGAAGGUGGAGGAGGAUGGAGCUGAGGAAUCCGAAUUUAAGAUUCAGAUUGUUCCCAGGCAGAGGAAGCAGAGGAAGAUUGCUGUCAGUGCUAUCCAGAGAGAGUACCUCGACAUCUCCUUCAACAUUCUAGACAAACUGGGAGAACAGAAAGAUCCAGAUCCUUCUACUAAAGGACUUUCAACUUUGGAAAUGCCACGAGAAUCUUCAUCUGCCCCUACGUUAGAAGCAGGUGCGCCGGAAACAAGUAGCCAUUCCUCAAUAUCAACUCAGUAUAGGCAGAUGAAAAGGGGAUCCCUGGGAGUUCUGACAAUGAGCCAGUUAAUGAAGCGGCAGCUGGAGCAUCAGUCUAGCGCCCCCCAUAACAUCAGCAACUGGGACACUGAACAGAUACAGCCUGGGAAACGCCAGUGUAACGUGCCAACGUGCCUAAAUCCUGACCUGGAGGGACAACCAUUGAGGAUGAGAGGUGCCACCAAAUCCAGCCUGCUGUCAGCACCAAGCAUAGUCAGUAUGUUUGUGCCUGCACCCGAAGAAUUCACUGACGAGCAGCCGACGGUGAUGACGGACAAAUGCCAUGACUGUGGGGCUAUUCUUGAAGAAUAUGAUGAAGAGACACUCGGGCUGGCCAUCGUGGUGCUCUCCACAUUCAUCCACUUAAGCCCAGACCUGGCAGCCCCGUUGCUGCUGGAUAUCAUGCAGUCUGUGGGAAGAUUGGCAUCCAGUACUACCUUUUCUAAUCAAGCAGAAAGCAUGAUGGUUCCUGGCAAUGCGGCAGGGGUGGCCAAGCAGUUCCUGCGCUGCAUCUUCCAUCAGUUGGCCCCCAACGGCAUCUUCCCACAGCUGUUCCAAAGCACCAUCAAAGAUGGGACUUUUUUACGGACCUUAGCCUCGUCUCUGAUGGACUUCAACGAGCUGAGCUCUAUCGCAGCUCUCAGUCAGCUCCUAGAGGGUCUAAAUAACAAAAAGAAUUUACCAGCAGGGGGUGCUAUGAUACGCUGUUUGGAAAACAUUGCAACCUUCAUGGAAGCUUUGCCUAUGGAUUCUCCUAGUAGCCUGUGGACCACAAUCAGCAACCAGUUUCAGACAUUUUUUGCCAAGCUGCCUUGCGUUUUACCUCUGAAGUGUUCUUUAGAUUCCAGUUUGAGAAUUAUGAUUUGCCUCUUGAAGAUCCCUUCUACCAAUGCUACAAGGAGUUUGUUGGAACCAUUUUCAAAACUGCUCAGCUUUGUAAUUCAGAAUGCCGUCUUCACUCUGGCCUACCUGGUGGAGCUGUGUGGCUUAUGUUACCGAGCUUUCACUAAGGAACGAGAUAAAUUCUACUUGUCUCGUAGUGUUGUUCUAGAACUUCUGCAGGCCCUAAAACUCAAAUCUCCUUUACCAGAUACAAACCUUCUUCUGCUCGUCCAGUUUAUUUGUGCAGAUGCUGGAACCAAACUAGCUGAGUCAACAAUCCUGAGCAAGCAGAUGAUAGCCUCUGUACCUGGAUGUGGGACUGCAGCGAUGGAGUGUGUGAGGCAGUACAUCAAUGAAGUGCUGGAUUUCAUGGCAGACAUGCACACGCUGACCAAACUGAAGAGCCACAUGAAGACAUGUUCCCAGCCUCUGCAUGAAGAUACCUUUGGGGGACAUCUCAAAGUGGGGCUGGCCCAGAUUGCAGCCAUGGACAUCUCACGGGGCAACCACAGAGAUAACAAAGCUGUGAUCCGCUACCUGCCUUGGCUUUAUCAUCCCCCCUCUGCAAUGCAGCAAGGACCUAAAGAAUUCAUCGAGUGUGUCUCCCACAUCCGACUGUUGUCCUGGCUUCUGCUGGGUUCCCUCACUCACAAUGCAGUGUGCCCAAAUGCCUCCUCUCCCUGCCUGCCCAUUCCUCUGGAUGCAGGCUCCCACAUUGCAGACCAUCUUAUUGUUAUCCUGAUUGGAUUUCCAGAGCAAUCAAAGACCUCCGUGCUGCACAUGUGCUCCCUCUUCCACGCGUUCAUCUUUGCUCAGCUCUGGACAGUGUAUUGCGAGCAAAGUGCCGUCGCUACAAAUCUCCAAAAUCAGAAUGAAUUCAGCUUCACGGCGAUACUGACAGCACUAGAAUUUUGGAGUAGGGUGACACCCAGCAUCCUUCAGCUAAUGGCCCAUAACAAAGUGAUGGUAGAAAUGGUGUGUCUCCAUGUGAUUAGUUUAAUGGAGGCAUUGCAGGAAUGCAAUUCGACCAUUUUUGUCAAGCUGAUACCUAUGUGGUUGCCAAUGAUUCAGUCAAAUAUCAAGCACUUAUCUGCAGGACUCCAGCUUCGCCUCCAGGCUAUUCAGAACCACGUGAACCACCACAGCCUAAGGACGCUGCCGGGCUCGGGCCAGAGCAGUGCUGGCCUGGCAGCCCUCCGCAAGUGGCUGCAGUGCACUCAGUUCAAAAUGGCCCAGGUGGAGAUCCAGUCCUCGGAAGCAGCCUCUCAAUUUUAUCCUCUAUGAGUGGACUUCUCGGCGCUCAGUGUCAACACUCUGGUUUAGCAAUAAUGGGUUUAAAAACAAACAAUUUGAUCCAAGCAGGUUGGGGAACAUAUUGGUACUGUACAUUCUCUUUCUAGUUUAGUAAAAGAUGUGCAAAGGCCAGAGAGGGCCGAAAAUGAAGCUUUCUUGCUACACAUAUUUCUGAUGACUCCUUGGGCUAUCUGAUUAAGUGUUUCCUUACAUUAUUUUUUAAAAACCAAAUCAUUUUUCUUUAACUAACUUCUAUUUUUUUUAAGAAAAAAAAAUAGACUGGUGGGUACUCACAGAAAAGUUGUAUAAGUCCCCCUGUUGCUAUUUUUGAUGAUAGAGAAUAAAUAGGGUUUUUGAAA
Messenger RNA from Mandrillus leucophaeus (drill), 8405 nucleotides. RefSeq names its product unc-79 homolog (C. elegans) (gene UNC79). Gene Ontology annotation, molecular function: protein binding. The coding region runs from base 661 to 8037 and encodes 2458 amino acids. Lineage: Eukaryota; Metazoa; Chordata; Mammalia; Primates; Cercopithecidae. The transcript is spliced from 50 exons. The record is from RefSeq and is a predicted model, not a curated record.